AAUCAUUUAAAUAAACAUGUCAACAGGUGCAACUUGAGUAUUAAAAGAACAGUGAAAAGAUCAGACACACAGAAUACACUUUAGACAAGUCCACAAUGCAGACAAUAAAGAUUGUAUUAAUAGUUCUGGUGCUGCUGGCCCAGCUACAGGGAACGGCAGCAUUUGGACCAUUCUUUAGGAGACUUCUAUCACGCUUUAUAACUGUGACGCCAGUUCCAGAAUUAGACUUGCCAAAAUAUUUGGGAAGAUGGUACCAGAUGUAUACAAGCCCUGUUGUUUUGAACACAUUUGAAAGAGAUGCUGUCUGUGUAUAUGCCGAAUAUGCUUUGAGACCAGAUGGCAAGAGCAUCUCAGUGUUUAACGCUAACAGAGUGAAAGUACCAACAGGGCCUCCUAAGAACAUAACUGGCUAUGCAACCCUCACUGACCAACCUGGCUAUCUGAUGGUUAAGUUCCCUGUGGCACCUGUCGCUGCGCCAUAUAUUGUGAUAAAGCUUGGGCCAGUUGUAAAUGGAGAAUACCAAUACAGUGUUGUGACUGACAACUUUAAGGCCUCACUCUUUGUUCUUGCCAGAGACGUACAGGAGUUCUACGCAAAAUACAAUGCUGAAGUUCUACCAUUCUUGAAAGCUGAAGGGUUUACUAACUUCCUUAACAAGCCUGUCAAGACAAAUCAAGAUCCUACUUGCAUAUAUUAGAACAAUACUUGCAUAUACCUACUUGCAU
Owenia fusiformis is the source of this 726-nucleotide messenger RNA. The record is from the annotation of a GenBank genome assembly. Lineage: Eukaryota; Metazoa; Annelida; Polychaeta; Sabellida; Oweniidae.